Suillus plorans is the source of this 381-nucleotide messenger RNA. RefSeq lists its product as uncharacterized. The coding region runs from base 1 to 381 and encodes 126 amino acids. The record is from RefSeq and is a predicted model, not a curated record. The transcript has a single exon. NCBI's taxonomy places the organism in Eukaryota, Fungi, Basidiomycota, Agaricomycetes, Boletales, Suillaceae.
AUGUCCAGUACCACCCCCUUACCAGUCACAUCAGCAAUCAGAGUGGUCGCUUUUCUCCUAAAGGACCAUGCUGCCUGCGAAAUCAUGGACUCUGUGGCUGCGCGACUCAUGGACAUGCUUACCCCCAAGCUGGUCGACCACGUGAUAGCCACCAUUGCUCCCCAGGUGGCAUGCAUAUACGCCGCAUCAACGACAAUUGCAUCCAUGAUGGAACAAGCUGAGAAGGUACUCAGCAUGCUGGAGAGAGAAAAAACUGAGAAAGAAGAUGUCAUUAAAGUGGCAGCAGAAAGAAUUGAGGAAGCGGCUGACAUUUUAUUCUCCUUGGUCGAAGACUGUCAAAAUGUAGUCAAGAUACUCUCUCCCUCCCUGGAGGCUACAUAG